AUGCAAUCUGUCUUUCUAUUCCAGCGGCUUUCUGCACUGGUGAGGCUUUGGAGGAGCUCUUCCAACUUUAUCGUGCCAUUAUUCCUUCAUCACUCUGUCUGCUUUGCUUCCUCGUUGGCGGUGCAAGGGAGAGGAAAAGGAACCGUACGGCCAGCAAUGUCGCGACGAGUCAUUGUGGUGGAUCCCGCCUGGGCACCGGUGGACGAAGCGCACUAUAACACAUCAUGGAAACAGCUGCAAGAUGAGGCAAUGUGCUGCGGCUUUAUUGGGUUGGAUUUGGAGUGGACGUCGGGGCUCAAACCCGCCCCAGAGGAGGUGGAGGAGGAGAAGAACAAUAGCGACGGUGCCGCCGACGCGGAGGGCAGGGGCUGCAAGAGACGCGGAGGCACCGUGGGGCCUGUGGCGGUGGUGCAGCUGAGCACAUUUUCCGCCACCUUCGUAAUCAAGCUGUCCGAUCUCGCUCGCAUGGUGCAUGAUGAGGAUCGCAAGGGUGUCUCUGAGGCCGCCACCGCUGCCGCGUCCUCGCCGCUGGGCGUCGUCAUGGACAACUUGCGCUCCCUCCUGGGAAACAAACAUGUGGCGAAGGUGGGUGUGGGUAUCCUUGGCGACCAGGAGAAGCUCCAGCGUGACUACGCCGUGUUGCGGCUUUCUCCCUGCGUUGAGCUGGCCGUGCUGGCCCGACAACUUUUCCCUGCAAGUGAGGAGGUGAUGCGACUGCGCAGCCUAAAGGACCUCGCCGCUCGCUUUGCUGGCACAAACCUCAAGAAAGAUAUCCUCGUGACGCGUAGCGACUGGGGCAGCCGCCUCGGGCCGCUCUCUCCGCUUCAAGUGCAGUACGCCGCGGCGGACGCGGAGGCAUCCUUUGACGCCUGUUUGGGCAUGUGUGGGGAGUCCACCCUCGUUGCCGGCGACAACGACGACUCGGAUGAUGUCAGUGAGACGCGGAGUGCGGUGUGGACCGUGAAAUCGAUCCUGCGGACUGUGGCCGAGGUGAAGGCAAAGACGUCUCGGAAGGCUCAGUUGGCGAAGCCUGCGGCGGACUGCCGUCGUGCCGCGUUGUGGUGCAAGGGUCGCACCAAGCCGUACUACGAUAACAUAUUUGUGUACGAUGCGGAGAUGCGCCUUGUCUUCACCGUGGAUAAGGCCAAGGCGGAGUGGUACGUGCACAAGAAGGGCAUUGCAAAGGUGAUUGCGUGGGGAAACACAUCUGACGAGGCGACUCCGGAGCCGCAGAAACCCAUCGCCGCCAUUCAACUCAACUUUACUCCCAACUUCUCCAUGCACAACGACGCCCACCUUCAGCGCAACUUGGACUACUUCCGCCAGGCGAAGGAGAACCAGUGCGUGGUGUGUGGGAACGCUCAGGAUUUGGUGCGGUUUGCCGUUGUGCCUCUGGCCUACAGGAAAUACUUCCCCAGCGUCUACAUGAGUCACAAUAGCUACGACCUUUUGCUUCUUUGUACGGCGUGCUUUGCUGUGACCCGACGGCUCUACGAAGAGGAGCGACAGCGCGUGGCGGUGGAUUUUGGUGUGCCUCUGGGCCACCUCACACAGAGGGAGUUGCAAUUGCGCCGUGCACAGCUGCAGCAGCUGAUGUCAACUACCACGAAUGGUUGUUGUGGCAGUGCUGGGGGUUGUAAUGGCAGCAGCAGCAGCGGAAGCAUAGCAGCCCGUGACGCAGAGGAAUUCCUUUUGCCGGCUCACAAGCUGCGCAUUAUGCAGGCGUACCUUGACAUUGAGGAGCAUCGUGAGGUGCUUUUCAACAUCUUCAAAUACGCCAAAGUCCUGUACCUCGCUCACGAGGAGCGCAAAGGGGCUAAGGAGGAGAGAAGAGCGGAAAACGGUUUUGUGGCGGUGAAGCAAACGUCUGUGAAGCCAUCGGCGAUCCCGCCAGAGCGUUUGAGACAGCUGUCAGCGUACAUCCGCCAGCACGCUGAACGGUACCCUUUCGCGAGGUGUGCGGCAGAGCAAGUAGCGCUCUUCACAGCUGAUGCGGCGUCAGAGGCGUCAGUCCGAUGCAUCCUUGAGGAGGGGGUGUCGCCCCGCGUUGUGUUGACGCGCUUCUGGCUGCGCGAACACCCAAAGGUCCGUGAGUUGUUCGGCCCCAUGACACGUCGUGGUGAACACCGCGACGACGCAAGUUUGCCAAAGCCGCUGGAGCAUGGAGAGAAAGAGGAGGACAACUUUGCUGUGGACAGCCAUGGCUUUUUAGUAGUCCAGGCAGUACUGCAGAAGUACGAGGAACACGACUGCAAGGGCCGGGACCACGCUGUGGGGGAGUUUAUUUACCGCUGGCGCACCGCCUUCCUGCGGGGGAUGCAGCCGAGGCAUCUGCCAAGCGGCUGGUCCGCUGAGGACGGGAUUCUGCUCGUUUAG
Trypanosoma rangeli is the source of this 2376-nucleotide messenger RNA. RefSeq names its product exonuclease 3-5 domain containing 2. The transcript has a single exon. Lineage: Eukaryota; Euglenozoa; Kinetoplastea; Trypanosomatida; Trypanosomatidae. Gene Ontology annotation, molecular function: nucleic acid binding; 3'-5' exonuclease activity. Gene Ontology annotation, biological process: nucleobase-containing compound metabolic process. The record is from RefSeq and is a predicted model, not a curated record. The coding region runs from base 1 to 2376 and encodes 791 amino acids.